AUGAGCACGGCGGCGCCGAUGUCGCCGGGAAAAAUCAAUCCAUCUUCUUCUUCUCCUUGGCUGAUGCUGCAACCCGCAUAUGAAGCCGCCGCCGCCUGCACGGCCGCCACCACCACGUUGACUUACAAAUUCUACAGCCUGGCCGAGAACAGAGCACCCAUUCUCCAUAAGUCUAUCCUCUCUUGUUCUCCCGACACUGAAAAUUGUGUGGCCGUGAGCCUAACCUACAGUGGGAAUUCCAUGGCUGUGUGCUGCCCUUUGUCCAGUGACAAUUGGAAAUGGUUCGGCACAAAUUCCAAAGACAACAAUCAUUUAGAUUGCGUCUACUCCACAAGCAAAAAGACACUCUUUGCCCUCACCAACACUUUCCAAUUGGAGGCUUGGGACUUAACGGCUGCAUCCCCUGAAUUGUUACGAAUUAUGGGUGAAUUUAGAAAUAUCCUCGACCAUGAAGAGAAGAUGAUGAAGAGGAGGAAUACCAAGUUGUUACGGUCGAGAGACGACUUGUCAUGUUGGCAUGAGUACCAUCUGGUGAUUGCCGGAGAGGAUCUCCUUGUGCUGACUCAGUACAUUAUGCUAUCCGUUAAUUCGGACGGUUUAUAUGUUGACUUCGAGGCAGAAGAAUCACAUGAAGAAGAAUCAAGAAAAUAUAUGUUUGGGCACCCGAGCGCGACUUUUGAUUUUGAUGUUCAUAGAUAUGAUUGGGAGGAUGGGGAUUUAAAGUAUUUGGAAGGUUCGUGUUUGGGUGGUUGGGCUCUUUUCGUUGGUAACUAUAACCACUCUCUUGCGUUGCGUGCGAGUGACUUCCCAGAGCUGAAGCCCAACUCCAUUUACUUUACGGAUGUUAUAGCAGAUCGUUGUGAUAUUAAUGGAGGUAACCAUGACAUUGGCAUUUUCAGUUGUGAGGACAAGACUGUGUCGCCAUGCUAUUAUCCAUACGACCCUGCCAGCUUAAAAGCGAUGUUCCCAGAGCCUAUGUGGUUUUUCCCGAGCUAG
This is a messenger RNA of Striga asiatica, 996 nucleotides long. Lineage: Eukaryota; Viridiplantae; Streptophyta; Magnoliopsida; Lamiales; Orobanchaceae. The record is from the annotation of a GenBank genome assembly.